This is a messenger RNA of Daldinia childiae, 2514 nucleotides long. RefSeq names its product putative alpha-glucuronidase A. The record is from RefSeq and is a predicted model, not a curated record. NCBI's taxonomy places the organism in Eukaryota, Fungi, Ascomycota, Sordariomycetes, Xylariales, Hypoxylaceae. Gene Ontology annotation, biological process: xylan catabolic process. Bases 1 to 2514 code for a protein of 837 amino acids. The transcript has 2 exons. Gene Ontology annotation, molecular function: alpha-glucuronidase activity. Gene Ontology annotation, cellular component: extracellular region.
AUGCGUGGGCUCUGGUUUUUGGCUACUCUCAGCCUUGUAGCUGCAGAGGAUGGACUCAACGCGUGGUUACGAUAUGCUCGAUUACCAUGCGAUAUCAUCAAACAGGCUGCUGUUCCCCCUAACAUCGUCGCCCUUAACGCCACGGAAAUUAGCCCCAUUUACGUCGCCGGUCAAGAAUUGCAAAAAGGUAUUAAAGGGAUCCUUGGUAAGUCACUUAAUGUGACUCAUGAGACAAACGAAGGCCCUUCAAUAGUCGUCGGAACCAUCGCUGCCUUUAACGACUCCGGCAUCUCGAUCGAAACACCUGAACUCGAGGAAGAUGGCUUCUGGCUUAGUACUAAGGGCGACACGGUCGAAAUCGUGGGCCAAAACGAACGUGGUGCGCUUUAUGGUGCAUUCGAGUAUUUGUCUAUGAUAGCCCAAGCGAACUUUACAGAGGUCGCCUAUGCUACAAAUCCCAGCGCAGCAAUCCGAUGGAUAAACCAAUGGGACAAUAUGGAUGGGACUAUCGAGCGUGGUUACGCUGGCCCGUCUAUCUUCUUCAAGAACAACGCUCUAGUCUCUAAUGUAACGCGGAUCGCCGAAUAUGCUCGCCUCCUGGCUUCGAUUCGCGUUAAUGGAAUUAUCAUUAAUAACGUUAACGCGAACGCUAUGAUCUUAAGUGAUGCAAAUAUGGCGGGGUUGGCUAAAGUUGCCGACGCAAUGAGACCCUGGGGCGUUAAAGUCGGGAUCUCACUCAACUUUGCGUCGCCACAGACGUUUGGUGGAUUGAAUACAUUCGAUCCCUUGGACACAUCCGUCAUCGCCUGGUGGACUAAAAUCACGGACAAGCUUUACGAACAUGUACCUGACUUGGCAGGUUUCUUAGUCAAGGCUAACUCCGAGGGCCAGCCUGGUCCACUCACGUACGAUCGUACACUUUCUGACGGUGCCAAUCUGUUCGCGAAAGCCGUCAAGCCGCAUGGCGGUAUUGUAAUGUUCCGCGCUUUUGUCUAUGACAACCAGCAUCUAAACGAGAACAACUGGAAAGACGACCGAGCGAACGCGGCCGUUGAUUUCUUUCGCGACCUUGACGACAAAUUUGACGAUAACGUCGUCGUCCAAGUCAAGUAUGGACCGAUCGACUUCCAGGUACGGGAGCCUCCAUCACCGCUUUUCGCACAUUUGAAACAGACGGCAUCGGCUAUCGAACUUCAGGUUACGCAGGAGUAUCUCGGCCAGCAGUGCCACUUGGUUUAUCUGCCGCCGCUUUGGAAGGAGAUCCUCAACUUUGACUUGCGCAUUGAUGGCGAGGAAUCUAUCAUCGGCUCUGAUAUCCUUUCCGGUAAGCGUUUUAAUAAAAAGGGCCUUACGGGUUACGCGGCUGUCGUAAACGUCGGCCAAAAUUCCACUUGGCUUGGCACACAUCUCGCCAUGUCUAACUUGUAUGGCUAUGGUAGAUUGGCCUGGGAUCCAACAGCUGAUGAAGUGGCUAUCUUGGAAGACUGGACCCGGUUAACUUUCGGCUUGGAUGAUACCAUCCGCGAGACUAUUACACGCAUGUCGAUGGAAUCUUGGCCGGCAUAUGAGAAUUACACAGGUAAUCUAGGGAUCCAGACACUUACGGAUAUCACUGGACCGCAUUACGGACCGAACCCGCAGUCAAUGGAUAAUAACCCAUGGGGACAGUGGACUCGGGCUGACGCGUUUAGCAUCGGGAUGGAUCGUACGGUUAAGAACGGCACCGGAUACGCGGGACAAUACCCGACAGAGGUCGCCGCUGUGUUUGAGGAUAUUGAAACGACACCGGAUGACCUUUUGCUAUGGUUCCAUCACGUCCCUUACACGCACGUGUUGAAGAACGGCAAGACGGUCAUCCAACACUUCUAUGAUGCGCACUACGCAGGCGCCGUGACAGCCGCCACGUUCCCCGCGCAAUGGGCCAAGCUGCAAGGCCUAAUCGACCAGCAGCGGUUCGACGAGAUGGCAUUCCGACUAACAUACCAAGCAGGCCACGCAAUCGUCUGGCGCGACGCCAUCAACGAGUUCUACCACAGCCUAUCCGGGAUCGCCGACGCGCAAGACCGCGUAGGCAAGCACCCAUGGCGCGUGGAAGCCGAGUCCAUGACUCUGCGCGGGUACCGCGUCACAGCCGUGAACCCGUUCGAAGUAGCCUCCGGUCUGCGCAUCGUCCAAAGCGUCGGGAACGCGAGCACGGCCAGCGUGUCCGCCACGCUCAACUACACGGCUGGGACGUAUGAUUUGGCUGUCGCUUACUACGAUCUAUACGAAGGCAAGGCUUCGUACGAGCUGUUUUUGAACGAUAAGAGUAUUGGGUCGUGGGUCGGCGAUAAUGAGGAUAAACUUGGGUUUACGCUGACUAGGGGCAUUGAUGGACACUCGGCAACGAGGAUUACGUUUAAGGGCGUUGAGAUCAAGGAGGGAGAUGUGGUGCGCGUCGAUGCUAAGGCUAAUGGACGCGAGACGGCGCCGCUGGAUUAUAUCGCUGUGCUACCGCCGGGGGUAGUGGAUUGA